AGGCGGCAGCUGGCCAGGCUCUCCCAUCCAUGAUACUUGAUCUUCCCCUUCGACAUGUUCAAAACACAAUUUACUUCAUGGAAACUUCUAUGCAUACCUUCUGACGACGGUAAUGUCCUUUGGAUGGUCCGCGGGCGACAUCGCCACGGCCGUCAAAAUCAUAUAUCAUCUAGUCCAAGCACUUGAUAGUUGUGAUGGGGCAGCUGGUGACUACCGCGAGGCUGUAUCCUUCCUUCGAGACCUGAAGCGGACCCUCGAGCCUCUCCAAACAUUCACAGUAUGGAAUGCCUACCCGGCAUAAUUAGAGAACAGGUUGGAUAUAUCCAGGAGCCUGUUCAGCAAUUUCUGGCACAUGUCUUGAAAUACGAGCCUAGUUUGGGUGUGGGGGCAGCGGAAGGGCAUCAUCGACAUUUGUUGCGGAAGUUGCAAUGGUUUAUCUUCAUGUCGAAGAAGGUGCUGAGCUUGAAGAUGAAGAUUGAAUCGCAUAUGCGAGUUAUCGACACGCUGAUGCAACGUUUGACUCUGUAUAUCGACUCUUCAGUACUUUAGAGCCACAGCUGACUUUGACAUUAGAGAUGUGGUAUGGACAACGCAGCAGAAUCUCCCAGAAAGUCUGCGCUCCACAUUCCAAGAGACCCUACGCCCCGAACUCAUGUCCAUUCUCCGCGAACAUCUUCCGCCACUGAGGUCCACGCUGCUCGAGGACUAUCAAGAAAUGCAAACCGCAAGUCACGACGCUUUAGACACAAGGUUGUCAGAACUCGUUGGAGGGUUGGCUUUGGGUAUGGACGAGAUCAAGCAGCAGAUCAGCAGCUCCAAUUUCAUGCAGCAACGCAUAGAGUCCUGCGUGCGAGGCGAUAGUCCAGGAGCCAAGCAGAAAGUUCUCGAUGCUCAAGGCGGGCAACUCGAGAUCGCAGGGAGUUUAAAAGUCUCCAAUCAAAGUUCAAAUGCAAUUGUGGUGCGAGAUUCUUUAAGAGAAAUCUACUACCUCGUCUUUUUAUACUUAGGCUAUUUUUUGAAAAAUUUAUUUCUUGUCUUGUCACGCAUGGCCCAACCAUCGCGAGCUUUGAUGCCGCAUUUAUUAGCCAAGUAUAACAUAUCAUUUCUUGACGCAAUCGGACGACCAGCACGUGUUCUACCAUACGAGUAUUUCGGCUCCUUCAAGGUCUUACAAGCAUUCAUUCAACAUGAAUUCAGAGACCUCCCAGGCUCGACAUGGGUUGAUCAAGGCAGAUAUUUGGUAUUGAGUCUUACUAAUAAUCAAGUGCUGAGUGAGAGUACUUGGGGUGGCUCUGUCGUUCCCGGUAGCAUGGUUGCAAUGUCUAUGCUUCUGCAACAACGCCUCAAGCCCUCUAAUAACUUGAAUGAGCAACAAUGCCCGGAAAACACUUGCACUGGGACAUGGCCAAGGUCACGAGAUCAAUCAUGGGCAACCUGUCCUGUAUGCCAGAAAGAGGUGUUCAUUUCCGUCUUGUCGAGUGUUGACGUCCAAAUGCGAAACACCAGUGAUCAUUCCGAUUCUUUUAAUGAUUCCUCUUUCGGACCACGACCAUCCAAUAACGUGCUCCAACCACAACAGAGGACGACGAAUGAUUUUGAAGCUGGGCGGCUUGACGAGAAUUAUUACCCCGACGAUGAUAUUUCUAUCUUCAAGAGAAUCGUACAACAGUUCGAAUCAGAGAUUUCCAGCCCUCCUGUAGAGCGUCCUCCUCCGGUUCAGACCAGAACUCCUCUCAGCGUCCACAAGUUCCCCACCUUCUUGAGGGUAUUCUAUCCCUUUCACACGGCCCAAAUGGUGACCAACAGCACAACAACACGCCUUCUGCCAGCGAUGGCAGGAGAGCUAUUACUUUUGCACUCAAUAUCCACCACUGGCUGGGCCGACGCCACAUCGCUUGGAUCAGGAGUCAGGGGCUGGUUUCCGACGAAUUAUAGCGUCGAAUAUCAUCCUGACGAGAUGAAGGCGUUACUGCAAGCUCUACUCGACUUAUGGGAUUUCGCACGCACAUACAACAGUAACCAACAGGUCGUGCGUCUUCUCAGUGGGGUAAACCGGAAAAUCAUCGCAGGUGUGCGGUCGCUACUGUUAAGUACCAAUUGUGAGACACGGCAAUCAGAUCUUGUAAUGAGUGACCAGGGAAUUCGAAUUUGUCGCAAGAGGGUGCUAGCCCAUUUGUCGCGAUUGGUGAACCACGCGCAAGGUCUUGAAUCGAUACUGCAAAUGUCUCAUCCAAAUGAUAUAAAUGAGGAAGAUGUUAACACUAGUAUUGAUGAGUUUAUCUUGAAGGGGUUUAAGCUCAUUAAAUUCGGUACUCGAUUCUUGGACGUCGUGGAAGAGGUUGUGGGGUCACGAAUCCAGACUAUCUAAGAAGCUCACCUUUGUGUGCCUUGUGCUUGGAAUACUGAAAUUAGCGGUAGUUGCAAAUAUUCAGAACGGGUAUGAAGGGCUUAUGAAUGCUGGAAAGUCAAUUGAUUGAUGAUUAGAGAUGAUCUGGCAAGAAAAUUAAAGCGAACAGUUUACACAUAAAUUUAGCACUACGACUUCAUUCACCGAAUUGCAAGUAUCUUACAAGAACCCGAGGAAAUCAAUGAGAAUAGUUCUCGGGACCGAUAAUAAUUACAGUACUUGAGCAAAAUAUAGCAAGAGAGACAGAAAUUUUAGCUCUUUAACAUAAGACUUUGCAAGCUCCGAGAUGGGGACCCCAUGUUCCGGAACAGCGUCAGGAGCUCAAUAGAAUACUAGAUUGUAGAACUACCCUACACAUGACGUAAAGCUUGAUCAUGCAUUAAAGAUGAUAGAGCAGUGUGUCAACCAUCGAAAUCGUUCAACACGCAAGAAGAUGGCCGCCAUACCCGUCGGAUAAUUGUAGAUCUGAAAAUCCUAAACGAUUUGAAGACGAUUUCUCUAAAUGCUUCCAUCUCAUAUUCCAAACUUUCCAAUCGCAAACAGAUCCUCACCCAUUCAACCCAUGCCCCCAAUUAGCCGCUUUUGAACAGUGCGAUGGUAUCAGGGUACACAUUCCCAUUAUCACUGAAGUUUGCCAAGUUCACACCAUUUUUCGUUACCAUUUGUAGACUUCCGAUAGUAUUGAGAUUAUAGACAUUAACGU
Cadophora gregata is the source of this 3110-nucleotide messenger RNA. RefSeq lists its product as uncharacterized. Gene Ontology annotation, molecular function: protein binding. The transcript has 6 exons. Lineage: Eukaryota; Fungi; Ascomycota; Leotiomycetes; Helotiales; Ploettnerulaceae. The record is from RefSeq and is a predicted model, not a curated record. The coding region runs from base 653 to 2368 and encodes 571 amino acids.